This is a messenger RNA of Drosophila kikkawai, 2848 nucleotides long. RefSeq names its product transmembrane protein dusky (gene dy). NCBI's taxonomy places the organism in Eukaryota, Metazoa, Arthropoda, Insecta, Diptera, Drosophilidae. The record is from RefSeq and is a predicted model, not a curated record.
CGCUAAGCGAAUCCCGAGAAAAACAAAACACAAAUAUAAAAAAACAUUUGUUGCGAAUAAAGCGGCGCAGAGAAAGGAGAAAAGAAAGAACCGCUCCUCCGCUUGCAGAGCAGCGGCUUUUGGCCAAGUGAUCAUCAUCAACGCUUUUUGUGUCCUUUUUUUUUGCAGUUUGCAGUUUGUUACCUUUUUUUUGUUGGUAUUUCUUUUUUUUUCUGCGUGUGUGUGUGCUCCACUUGCGAUCGAUAAUUGUUGACCGCGUGCAACGCCCCACCGCCCCACCCCCCAUCAUACCCUACUCCAGCAACAAAGUGCAACAAAAAACACUAACGGGCAAGGCGGCCACCGUUAUUGCGAGUGCCAAGCAACUGUUUUCGAAAGUUGCCGCAACGAAAACGCAGACGCAGACCCAAAACGCGGCAAAAGCAGAAGCAGACGCAAACGCAUCCUGUUGGAAUUGGACGCGGAACUGGAAGUGGAACAGCAAGUGGAACGCAGGAAUCGGGCCAGGGACGAGCGUAAACAACUCGACAACUAUAAAAAACGACAGCAAGAUGCAACAUCAGCGGCAACAGCAACAGCAACAGCAGCAGCAGCAACAACAACAACAACUGCGGCCACAUCAGCAGCUGCAACAGCAACAACAAAUACAACACAAGCUGGUGCGCUGCAGAAAUCUACGAAGAAAUGUAGAAAUCGGUGCUAAGAAGAUUUGGCUGCCGCUUAUCAUUUUCCUUUCACUGCAGAUCGCCCUCGUCUGCGCGGACGAUGUGGAGGUGGUGAAGGCCAUUGCCGGCGGACCCGAUGAUGAUCUGACCAUUGCCCUGGGCGACCAUGAGAAUGAGCUGGACCAGAUGGCUCAGGAGUCGGAGCAGGAGCAGCAGCAGCAACAACAGCAACAGCAGCAGCAGCAACAACAACAGCAGCAACAGGUCCAGCAACAGCAACAGUUGCCGCCGCACCAGAUCCAAAUGCAGUUGCCUCAAUCGGUGCCCAAGGUGCAGGUCCACUACCAGCACAACAUGCCCCAGCCACCACCGGGCGUUGGCCUCACCCUGCGCAGCAACCACCAGAACAUACCCCUGAGCUUCGGCCAGCCCUUUGGACCACCGCCGCCACCAGGUGCCCAAUUCUACAAGGGACCACCGCCGCCGCCGCUCCAGCAACGUCCACAGCCGCCGCCGCCGCAGGUUCAGAUCCAAGUGCAGCCACAGCAGACCCAGGGCCAGGUGCAGGUCCAGAGCCAGGGGAUGCAGCAGCAGCAACAGCAGAUCCAGGUGCCGCAGUCUGACCUCAGUGUGGGUGGCUCCAGCCAGAAUGAGAUCUGGGCGGCGCCCGUUCAGGACAUGCCCAAGAUCGUCUCGCUGGACGUCAAGUGCGAGAAGAACGGCAUGAAGGUGUUCGUGCAGUUCGACAAGCCCUUCAAUGGGAUCGUCUUCUCCAAGGGCCACUACAGCAACAUGAACUGCGUCCACCUGCCCUCCGGUUUGGGUCGCAGCUCCGCCAGCUUUGACAUUGGCCUGCACGAAUGCGGCACCGCCGGCAAUACGGAUAACUACAACCAGGGCUAUGGUCAUGAUACGGCGGGCAGCACAGGAGCUGGAACCUACUUCGAAAACAUCAUUGUUAUCCAGUAUGAUCCCCAGGUGCAGGAGGUGUGGGAUCAGGCGAGGAAGCUGCGCUGCACGUGGCAUGAUCAGUACGAGAAGAGUGUGACCUUUAGGCCGUUCCCCGUGGAUAUGCUGGAUGUGGUGAGGGCGGAUUUCGCGGGCGACAAUGUCGGUUGCUGGAUGCAAAUCCAGGUGGGCAAGGGACCGUGGGCUUCCGAGGUCUCUGGCCUGGUGAAGAUUGGCCAGACGAUGACCAUGGUGCUGGCCAUCAAGGAUGAUGACUCCAAGUUCGAUAUGCUGGUGAGGAAUUGUGUGGCGCAUGAUGGCAAGCGGGCGCCCAUCCAGCUGGUAGAUCAACGCGGCUGUGUGACCCGGCCCAAGCUCAUGUCUCGUUUUACCAAGAUCAAGAACUUUGGGGCCUCCGCCUCGGUGCUGUCGUACGCCCACUUCCAGGCCUUCAAGUUCCCCGACUCGAUGGAGGUGCAUUUCCAGUGCACCAUUCAGAUCUGUCGCUACCACUGCCCGGAGCAGUGCUCGGCGGACUCGAAUCUGGUUCAGGAUGUCCAUCACCUGCAGGUGGGCCCGGAGUCGCAGUAUGGACCGCCGCCGCCUCAGCUCCAUGUGGAUGCAUACCAUGUGGCCGCCGGUGGUUCGAUUGGCAAGCGGCGGGAUGAGCGGCGAGUUCAGCGACGGGCCAGAUCGGUGGAGCCGCAGGUGGGCCUCAAUAGGAUCAUCAAGGUGGUGUCAUCCGGGGAUCUGACCUUUGCCAUCGACGAGCAGCAGCCGCAGGGCAUGACGAAUGGCAGUAGCUCCUCAUCCACAUCGAGUCCUCAGACUUUGGUAUUUCCCGUGCGCGAGGAGGGUCUCAUUUGCAUGACCACGCCGGGCUUUGCCAUCACGCUGAUUGUGCUGCUGGGCAUCCUGGUCACUUCCUGCCUCACCUCCGCCGUCCUAUAUGUCCGUCUGCGUCCGUUCUCGUCCUUUGCCGCCGCCAGGAGCGCCAAGGAGCGGGCCGUUGCCUUCACGAAUCCGCAGCUGUCUCCGCUGCCGGUCAUCCAGCAUCCGGCGGAUGUCCAGGGAACGCUCUCCAAGAAGCGGGCGAUGUCGUGAGCAUAAUGAACUGCCCCCUGACUGGUGACUGGAGCUAAAGCCGGCUAGGGGUUGGUGUGCGUAAAGGUGUGUGUGCGUGUGGGGGUAGCUAAAGCGGGUUAAAUGAUUUUUUCAAUUUAAAUUUGGAUUUU